GGGGGAGGAGGGGCGGGGGUCGUUGUUUUGUGUCUUCCGAUUCCCUGGAAGGGAAAGGCGGGCCAUCGAGCGAGGGCUUUGGGAACGAGGGGGAGGCAAAGGCGAGACCCGGCGAAUUGGUGGCGUAUCUCGGUGGGGGUGCGUGGGAGAGAGAGAAGCGUGUUUACCCGAGGAGGGCUUCCGAAGUUUCAACUCGUCUUGGAAAGUCACGUCGAGCUUCUCUUCUCGACUUUGCGAGACGGGGCUCUUUCCCAACCAGCGGCGGAAAGCAGAAGAGGCGUUUCUCCUAGGAAUCUCUUCGGGUUGGUAUUUGAGUCUCCGGUGCCUUUUCGCUUGGCCGGGAGCCUUGUGCCCUGGAUGAAUUGCCCGCCCCGCCGCUUCAGCUCUGUGGCCAUUUGCUUCCAGCCCGCCCAACGGCAGAUACAAAUCCUUCUGCUAUCUUGGUUGGCCAGACAGGGCCGUUUCCUUCCACGGCGGGGCUUUUGCUCCCGGUUCACUGAGGCACUUGUUGCAGCUCCUCGCUGGGCUUUGGAAGGGCUUGAGGAGAUUUCCUUUCCUCCUCCCCAAAAAUAACGGCCGGCGUUCAGCUGAACACCCAUUUCACCAGCCCCCUCAGGGCACAACUGGGGCAGGGCCUCUCUCUGCUUCUUUCCCCCCCUCCCCCCUGCUUCUGGACCAGAAGGAGAAGGGUUAUCAGAAGCACUUCUGGCCCACCUAACCUAAUCUAUGAUCAGCUCCGUGUGUGUCUCAUCUUACCGUGGGCGCAAAUCAGGGAACAAGCCACCCUCCAAAACAUGCCUGAAGGAAGAGAUGGGCAAAGGAGAAGAGUCCGACAAGAUCACGAUCAACGUGGGCGGCACCCGGCAUGAAACCUAUAAGAGCACUUUGCGCACCCUGCCUGGGACCCGCCUGGCCUGGCUGGCAGAUCCCGAUGCCCAGAGCAAUUUUGACUUUGAUGGGAAAAGCAAUGAGUUUUUCUUUGACCGCCACCCAGGCAUUUUCUCUUAUGUCUUGAACUACUACCGCACGGGCAAACUACACUGCCCGGCGGACAUCUGUGGGCCCCUCUUUGAAGAGGAGCUGACCUACUGGGGCAUUGAUGAGACUGAUGUGGAGCCUUGCUGCUGGAUGACUUAUCGGCAGCACCGGGAUGCGGAGGAAGCCCUAGAUAUCUUCGAGAGCCCCGAACCUGGCAGCGGGCUGGCUGGGGAAGAGACUGAAGAUGAAGGGGCCCGGGAGAUGACCCUUCAACACCUGGGCAUGGAGGAUAGGCCUCCUGGGGCCUCAGGAGGAGGAGGAAGUGGCUGUUGCCGGAACUGGCAGCCUAAGAUGUGGGCACUUUUUGAGGAUCCCUAUUCAUCAAAGGCGGCCCGGAUCAUUGCUUUUGCUUCACUUUUUUUUAUUCUGGUAUCCAUUACAACUUUUUGUCUGGAGACACAUGAAGCCUUCAUCAUAGAUACUAAUGUGACUGAGACCCUAGUAGUGGGCAACACGACUGAGAUUGUUGUGAUGAAAAAGAUGGAGACAGAGCCUAUUCUCACCUGUAUUGAAGGAGUUUGUGUGCUGUGGUUCACUUUGGAGUUUCUGGUGCGCAUUGUUUGCUGCCCGGAUAAAUUGAUCUUCAUUAAGAACCUUCUUAACAUCAUUGACUUUGUAGCCAUUCUACCCUUCUAUUUAGAGGUGGGACUCAGUGGCCUAUCAUCCAAAGCUGCGCGUGAUGUGCUGGGCUUCCUGAGGGUAGUUCGUUUUGUCAGAAUCCUCCGGAUCUUCAAGCUGACCCGCCAUUUUGUGGGACUUCGGGUGUUGGGCCAUACACUCCGGGCCAGUACCAAUGAAUUCCUUCUUCUCAUCAUCUUCCUGGCUCUAGGAGUUUUGAUUUUUGCUACCAUGAUCUAUUAUGCCGAAAGGAUUGGUGCCAAGCCAUCUGAUCCUAGUGGUAGUGACCAUACCCACUUUAAGAAUAUUCCCAUUGGAUUUUGGUGGGCAGUGGUAACCAUGACAACUUUGGGUUAUGGAGACAUGUAUCCCAAAACCUGGUCAGGUAUGUUGGUGGGAGCUCUUUGUGCCCUGGCUGGUGUUCUUACCAUUGCUAUGCCUGUUCCAGUCAUUGUCAACAAUUUUGGAAUGUAUUACUCAUUGGCUAUGGCGAAGCAAAAGCUCCCAAAGAAGAAAAAGAAGCACAUACCCCGUCCAGCACCACUUGACUCUCCAACAUUUUGCAAAUCGGAGGACAACUCACCUCACAACAGUAUUCAGAGUUACAACAGUCCUUUAGCGGCAGCAACAGCAGCUGGGGUGAUGGAAAGGAAAAGAUCAGACACCAAACAGAAUGGAGAUGCCAAUGUGGUUCUGUCAGAUGAAGAUCAACCUCUUUCGUCACCCCAAGAGGAGAAGCAUCUCAUGAGGGGCUCGAGUACCAGGGACAAAAACAAGAAAGCAGCAACCUGUUUUCUCCUGAGCACUGGAGAUUUUUCUUGUGCUGCUGAUGGCAGCAUCCGGAAAGGACUCUUGAAUCCUCAGUGACUGUCACUAGAAGCUGGGAUUGGCUCGAGAAAUUUUCCUGUUAAAAAUGUAUACAAGGAGAAUGUAAGCUGGAAGGACCCAUCUGUUUGCUGUAAUCCUGCUUGCUGUGUAUUCAAUAUAUAAAAAUGUAUCUGAGACAUCCAGGGUUACUCCAUACUAUCAAUGUCGAGAUGGGCUGUCAACCAGUACAAGCAUUUGAACUGUUUCACAAUCAGCGUUUUAUUGUGUGGACCAACUUGUUGGCCAGCACUGCUGCUAUUUCACUGUAGAAAUGUGAAUGGUUCCUGGACUUCAUUACAGAUGGACACCGCUAAUCUUAGAUACCUUCCAGCAGACUCCUGCAGAUGCUUCAACAUGUAAGUGCCAACCUAGCAUUGUCUGCAGAUAGUAUUUUGUUUUAGACUCUACUGUGUGUAUUCCUGGCUUCUUCAGUAGGAAAUUCCCUUUCUGUAUAUGAUAUCCAUGGAACUAUUUGGGAAUUUGAAGCCACAAGAUGUUGCAAGGUGAAAGUAGCUUGUGGAUGUAUUUAAGGAAAAAGAAGAACCAUUAGACUGUUUUCCCCCCAGUGCUGUUACUGCAUUCCCAGACAGCAUUUAGUACUAUUAUCUUCUGUGCUGUACACAUGGCUCUUCUUGUCAAACUAUAAAGAAGUCUUAAUAAAAAGAUCUGGGAACUGAAUUACAACUUUGGGUAUUUUUCUGUUGCCUUAUUAAAAAUAACUUGUUUGAUGAACCACCACAACUAGGAUAAGGUUUCACUGGAUUGUCAUGACAGUGAUAUUGUUCUUGAUUAUCUACACAAGACCCUUUGCAUCCAUAUCAUAGCCUCUCACACUCUCCAGGAGUCCCUGAGGAAUCAAGUCUCAGAAACAGUUUGGCGCAGAAACAGGACACUGGUCUUCUCAAUGUGUUAACUGCUCGAUAGCCCCUUUAAUUGAAAGUGUUCGUACGCCACUGUAUGUUAGCUCUUUCUGAAAUAGCCAACAAAAGUUAGGCUUUCAGACAAGAUUCUCAAAAAUGAGACCCUCAGUAUGAACAGCUCCAGUGGGACUGCCAUAAGUCACCCAGGAAACAACUGUCCCUUUCCCACUCAGUAAUGCAAAGUAUUUCACUUUGAUCUUCUUCCAGUGUGGCCACUGGCAUUAAGUGUCUAUGCCAGGGGGUAAUAGAGAAUUCUGCUUUGGGCAUAGUUUGUAUAUCACACAUUUCCCCAACUAAAAACUUUCAAAAUGCCAUAAUGUGUAUUCUUCCUUCUGUUAGAAUAUGCAGCCUCAUGUUUUGGGUGGAAGUAAGCCCUGUCAAUUACUCUCCUCUCUCAGAAAUGACAUUGUCUGUCUCUUAGGUAUAACAUCUCUGAUAAAUCUCUGAACAAGAUAUCUCCACUUUUUUAAAAAAAUAAUAACAAUAGUUGCAUAGGUUUUGGGGGACUUAGCCUAAUCCUUCCCACUCUGGCAAUUUUCUUUCAGAAGCUACAAUUUCUUUAAGGGUAGGGGACAGGUAGCAUAAAGUUAUCUGCAGAUUUUCCCUAUUAGAUCAUGAAGCGGUGAGGAAUUAUUUUAACCAGAAAAACAGCUUGGUAUGGAAAAAUUAAUCUUUGGUUGCUCUGUCUACAAUUAAUAUAAAAAAACCAAAAGUCUAGAUGCACAGUGCAGGGAUCUUCCAAAUUACAUCUAAUUUAGUCCAUCUAAAGAUAUAUAAUCUUCAGUUUACAUAGUUGGCAAUAGUAAUAAUAAUAAAUUUAUAUUUUUUACAAGAAACUUAAAGAACUAUCAAUGCCUCUACUGUUAUCCACAAGGCCAUUGGGAAGAAAAUAUUAAGCACAUUCCUUAACCAAAGAUCACACAGUAUUUAUUAAUAUUCAGUUAUAUUUUGUCUUAGCUCAAGGAGAUUAUGGCUUCCCUGCUUCAUUAUUCUCAAAACAGCUGUAACCUUAAAAAGGUAGGUUAGAUUGAGAAACAACUUGCUCCCAAUCUUCAUAUGGGUUUCCUGGGUUUGUGGGGAUUUCUCUGAAUUUCUGGAUCUAAUCAAACAUGUCACAUUGACUUUUUGACCCAUACAGUAGACUUAUUUCCUGUUUUGAAAUCUUCAACAAAAGCUUGCUCUAUAGGUGCUCGGUUUCCUAUUUCAGCCAAUAAGAGUUGCAUUCUAAGAGAUUUGACUCUGUUUGCUUGCAUAACCAGCCUCCAGAUGCCAUUAAGCACACUCAGUUUUCACUUGAUUGUUUUGGAAAAUUUCCUCUCAAUUUUUAUUCUUAAAAAUGUGUUAUUAUUCUGAAAAACUUGCAACACUGCCAAUGUGGUGGAUAUCCUGUUUGGCUGCAAAAGCAAGACCACACACACACACACACACACACACACACACACACACACACACCUACCUUUAAAGUCUGGUAGAGAAAGGGAGUCCCCUCUAAGAAAUAAAUAUUGACUUUAAAUGUAGACGUAUAAACAUCGUUUCCAUUAGAUGGGUUCACUGCGAUUUCCAUUGACUAGAAUAAUCAUAUAGUGAGUUACGAGAGACAUAUAUGAGACAUAUAUUUGGUCCAGUGAUUAAAAUACCAAGAUAGAAACCAGGAGAUUGUGAGUUCUAGUCCUGCAUGAAAGCUGGCUGGGUGACUUUGGGUCAGCCACUCUCUCUCAGACCAACCCACCUCAACAGAGUAAUUGUUAUAGGGAAAAUAGUAGGAGAAAGGAAUGUUAGAUCUGUUUGUGACCUUAAGUUAUUUAUAAAAAUAAUAAAGGUGGAAUAUUAAUGUCUGUAAAUCCUUACAGAAUAUACACAAAAUAAAUAUGAAAGUUGGGAAAAAAUAUUCCUUUGUGGAUCAGGGAGAAGAUUCUAUUGCUCUCUGUCAAAACAAAAGUGAAAUGAAAUGUUUUUAAAGGAUUUAAAUAUUUAAAACUGAGUCCCUCCCAGCCUGUUGAACCCAUCAUUCCAAGCCAUCAUGACAAUUGAUGGGAGCUAUAGUCCAACACUGCUGGAGAGUACCAGAUUGAGGAAAGCUAAUUUAGUGAAAUACCAGGUUUCAGCUCUUCAUCAAAAGCAACAAAACCAAGCUGCACUGCCAGCUGCAUGUUGCAGCAUCCGUACAUUAUUAUUAGAGCAGUUUAUAUACCUUCCAAAACUACUAUAUCAUACUGUUUGCCAAGCAGGAGGUCCUUUUACAUAAUAACAUGAACCCAAAUUGCUAAGUAAGAUGAUUGCUUGUUUGCAUGUGUGUUAAAUGCAGAGUCAUCCAAGCAAAUGGGAUUGAACCACUGGGGAGCAUUGCCUUUUCAACUCCCCACUCAACUGGUUUUUAUAUUAUGAUCUGAGAGAUGUACAUUCCGUGGCAGGCAUUAUUUUCCCUAUAGCCUCCUCCAGUCCUGGCUGCUACCAUUGAAAAUGUUUUGAGGGACACUGCUGUUCCUCAGUCUGCUUCAGUUAUGCUUGGUAGCCUGGCUGAAGAGAACUCUAUGGAAAAGGAAACUCUAUGGGGAAGGAUAAUUGAGCUACAGAUGGGAUAAAGGAGAAUUGUUAGCUUCACAAGAGUCCAAUGUGAGAUGGUGCAUCUUCUAGAGUGCCAAUUUUUUACUAAGAGAGCAAUAUAAACCUUCUAUUUCAGGGGUGUCAAACUCAAGGCCUGUGGGCUGGAUCUGGCCCAUGGGGUGCUUAGACCUGGCACAUAGGGCCACCUUGGAAACAGCGAGGGACUGGCCUGCAGUCCGCUGGCAGCAAAAACAGAGCUCCAUUUCCACUGGCAGAGGGUUGCAGGAGGCAUUUGCAGCUGAAAGUGGACAUUAGGAGCCCAUUUUCGCUGGCAGAGCGCUCAGGCCACCACAGGUGCCCCUGACAUGAGUAAAAUCAAGUUGGCCACGCC
Messenger RNA from Ahaetulla prasina, 6378 nucleotides. It is a transcript of the gene KCNC4, whose product is annotated as potassium voltage-gated channel subfamily C member 4. Gene Ontology annotation, biological process: potassium ion transmembrane transport; protein homooligomerization. Gene Ontology annotation, cellular component: dendrite membrane; voltage-gated potassium channel complex; axon. Lineage: Eukaryota; Metazoa; Chordata; Lepidosauria; Squamata; Colubridae. Bases 727 to 2523 code for a protein of 598 amino acids. Gene Ontology annotation, molecular function: delayed rectifier potassium channel activity; protein binding. The record is from RefSeq and is a predicted model, not a curated record. The transcript has 4 exons.